Elephantulus edwardii (Cape elephant shrew) is the source of this 1220-nucleotide messenger RNA. RefSeq names its product hippocalcin like 4 (gene HPCAL4). Gene Ontology annotation, molecular function: calcium ion binding. Bases 129 to 704 code for a protein of 191 amino acids. The transcript has 4 exons. Lineage: Eukaryota; Metazoa; Chordata; Mammalia; Macroscelidea; Macroscelididae. The record is from RefSeq and is a predicted model, not a curated record.
AAACUGGGAGGCGGCUCCGGUGCGGACCUGGUAGAGCACAGGCGACAGCUCCGGAGCCAGUCUUCGUCCCCGUGGCCACCGAGGCUCAGAACCACCCAGCGACCCGGCGAGCGGCCUCAGGCCCCGCCAUGGGGAAGACCAACAGUAAGCUGGCCCCAGAGGUGCUGGAGGACCUGGUUCAGAACACAGAGUUCAGCGAGCAGGAAUUGAAGCAGUGGUACAAGGGCUUCCUGAAGGACUGUCCUAGCGGCAUCCUCAACCUGGAGGAGUUCCAGCAGCUCUACAUCAAGUUCUUCCCCUAUGGCGACGCCUCCAAGUUCGCGCAACACGCCUUCCGCACCUUCGAUAAGAACGGCGACGGAACCAUCGACUUCCGGGAGUUCAUCUGCGCCCUUUCGGUCACCUCCCGGGGCAGCUUCGAGCAGAAACUCAACUGGGCCUUUGAGAUGUACGACCUCGACGGCGACGGACGCAUCACGCGCCUGGAGAUGCUGGAGAUCAUCGAGGCUAUCUACAAGAUGGUGGGCACCGUGAUCAUGAUGCGCAUGAACCAGGACGGGCUCACUCCCCAGCAGCGUGUGGACAAGAUCUUCAAGAAGAUGGACCAGGAUAAGGAUGACCAGAUUACGCUGGAGGAGUUCAAAGAGGCGGCCAAGAGCGACCCAUCGAUUGUGCUGCUGCUGCAGUGUGACAUGCAGAAGUAGAGGCUGGUGAGGGGCAGGGCCCCUAGCCAGGAAGGGCAUGGCCACCUCCCUGCGAUGACCUCUCUGGCUGACCCUUCCCAGUGGGGAGGGGCAUUCUGGCUUCAAUCCCUGGCCCAUCAUUCCUCUGUCCAAACUCUUCCUCCCCUCAAGCAAGAUCCGUGAGGGACCACCUCACCCUGCAAAAGAGACAGGUCCUUCAUAUCCUGUCAUCUAGCCCCACCUCCAGGCUUGGCCCAGAACCAACAUUCAUUGGGCAUAGGGGAGUUGGCUGUUGCCCCGAGAGACAGGGUUAAGAAGGGGGCCAGGGUCCUGCUUUGAAGUCCUGUCAGUUCCUGGGAUUGAGCUUUAUAGGAUAUGGCCCCAUUGGCCCCAGGGAAAAGUCCACUUUGGAUCUGUCUUAUUUUAAGAACCCAGAACCCUUAGAGGCAGUCUUUGCCCUUUUCCUUCAACUCUGGCCCCAGCCUUUGGGGUGUUCAUUUGAUCCUUUGGUCAGCUAGUGUAUAAUGAGCACUUGUU